AUGAACAAUAGCACUGACACUUCAGCUGCUACAUAUUAGCCUAAUUAUUUUAGUACAAUGGCAGCAUAAGCCAUAGAUGAUUCAAAAAUUAGUACAGAAUCGCUUGUAGUGUUUUUCCUUUUUGGAGGACUUAUGAUUGCAGGUUUUGUUAGGGAAAUUAAUAAAAAAACUAGCAUUCCUUACACUCCAAUGCUUUUUGUUAUUGGAAUUUUUUUAGGAAAGUUUUCUGAAAGCAUGGGAAUACUAGGAAUAACAAUAAGCAAGAUAAGUUUAAUCAACCCUCAUGGUAUAUUAAUUAUAUUCCUCCCUGUGCUUAUUUUCGAAAGUGGUUUUAAUAGUGAUUGGCAUACUUUUAAAAAGUAAUCUGGCCAGAUAUUUUUACUUGCCUUCCCAUGUGUACUAUUUUCAGCCAUAUUUUUACUCAUAAGUAUCAAAGUUAUUUUGAGAUAUGAUGACUCUUAUUACACUUGGAGUGGUGCAUUUAUGUUCGGUUCUAUUCUCUCAUGUACAGAUACAGUAGCCGUCCUAGCUCUUUUAAAAGAAGUAGGCGCUCCUAAAAAAUUUAAUUCGCUGAUUGAAGGAGAAUCAUUACUUAACGAUGGUACCUGUAUGGUUCUUUUCCAAAUAUCAAGUGAAUUCGCAAAAAAAGUUGAUUAGAAUACAUAAAAUCAGUAAUAUUUUGAUUUGUUUGAAGUGAUCAAACUUUUGCUUUCUCUCACUGUUGGUGGUACACUUCUCGGUAUUGUUUUUGGCAUGAUAGCCUAGUUUUGGAUGCGUAGAAUACAUAAUGAUCCGAUAUUGACAGUCAAUAUAACCUUCAUUGUUUGCUAUCUAACUUACUAUGUAGCAGAAAAUGUAGAUAUUGGAAUAAAAGUCUCAGGAAUUAUGGCUCUAGUUUCUCUUGGUAUUUAUCUCUCUAUAUUUGGUAAAACUAAAAUUUCAAGUGAAGAAAAGAGAACUGUUUAUAUUUUCUGGAAGUACGUAACUUAUGCUGGUGAAUCAAUUAUUUUUAUAUUAGCUGGUGUAUUAGUUGGUGUUAAAGUUUUAACAUCUAAUGGGGAUUACGACACUAUGUCAGGAAGCGAUAAUGUUUCUUCUUCAAUUUAAACUAGUGAUUAUUUUAAACUUUUUGGUCUUUACGUUUGUAUGAUCUUGAGUCGCUUUGGUAGUAUUGCUUGCUUUAUGUCUUGGUUGAGAAAAUGGGGUUAUGGUCUUACUUGGAAGGAAGUUUAUGUCCUUGCUUACGGUGGUCUUAGAGGAGCUAUUGGUAUUUCUUUUGCAAUGAUUGUUGCUAAUGAUGACUCUUACUCUCAAAAAUUAAGAGAUAUUAUUUUAUUCGAUAUGGCUGGAAAUGCAAUUUUAACAUUAAUUAUCAAUGGAACAACUACUGGUCCUUUGAUUAAGAGUUUAGGAUUAUGCGUUACAAGCACAGUUAGAGAAAGAGUCUUUUUAAAUAUUUUACAAGAUUUGAAGGAAGAUACUGAAAAAAAGAUUAAUUAUUUGAAAUCUAAUAACUAUCUAAAGAUGGUCAAUUGGGAUAGUGUUAAAGAAUAUGUAGGAUUAGCAGAUUUGGAGCAAAGAAUUACAAGAUUAGAGUCAGAUCUAACUAAAAGAGAAGAAAUUGAAGAGUAUACAAGAAAUAUAAGAAAUAAAAAUGUAAUUGAUGCUAAGAUAGAUGAACUUAAAAACUCUAAUGAAUUUUAAGAGUAGUAAUCAUUUGACUCAGAUUCAACAAAUCACAAUCUUGAUGAAAAUAUGAUAGUUGAAUGUAGAAAUAGAUUUUUGAUGGCUCUCAAAGGAAAUUAUUGGGAUAUUUAUGAAAGAAAUCAGUGCAGCAGUAAUGCUUUAUUAUUGUUGAUUGAUUCAGUAAAUUGGGAUCUGGAUACUGAAUAAGAAAGAAUGAACUCAUGGGAAUUUCUUUCCAAUUACUUUUACAAUCCUAUUUACAUCAAAGUGCUCUUUUAAUUAAAAGGAUGGCCUAUUGUUGGAUCUUAUGCUGGUAACCUCCUCUUUAACCAUAUCUCUAAUAUUUAUGAUGUCAUUGCUGCUUAUAUUGAAGCUCAUGAACAAGCUGAGCAACUUUGCAUAGAUCAAUUCCCUUUCAUUCCCUAAGUUUUAGAAAUUAUUAUCAGAGAAAGCUAAGAUAAUAGAAUGAGUGGCGAAGAGUAUAUCAAAAAUGAUUUAAAUGUAAGUUUCCCAGAAAUUACUAAACAAAUCCAAACUAAGAAGGCAACCUACAGUUUAUUAGAGUGCUAAAAGAAAAUAAUAAAGAAGGGUAUUUUGUUAGGUAAGAUAGAUGAAAAAGAAAGAGAUAUAUUAAUGUAAUAAAUCGAUGAUAGAGUAGUUGCUUUAGACAACAUCAAACCUUCUUGGAAAGCUCCUCCAAUCAAAAAUUUCUUAGAAAAUGUUCCAUUCUUUAAACUCAUCCACAAAGAUUUACUUCCAUACAUCAUCAAAGAAUCUGUUGAGAUGAUUUUUGAAAAAGAUAUGUACAUCAUCAAAGAAGGUGAGAAAGCUAAAUACUUUUUUGUUAUCACUAGAGGUAGUGCUACAGAAACAACAUCUUAGAGCUUUUGCACAUAUCAAGAAUAAAAGGAAGUUGGCAGUUUAAUUUCUCCUCACCACUUGAUUGUACCAAGUUUGAGAUACUUGACUUCCUGCAUGGCUAAUGCAGUUGUAUACGUUCUUGCUUUCCCUUUAAGCUCAAUUUAGAAAGUUAUCAAAGUUAAUUUAGAAAUAAAGGAAUAUGUUUGGAUGUAGAGUCUGAGAGCAUUGAGUUAGCUUUUCUAUAAUGAACUUAAACCUUUAGGAAGUUUAGAUAGAAACAGUUUUAUUAAACUUCAACCAAAGUUGAAAUUUGCUAAAUAUAACAAAGGGAAGACUAUCUAGUGUGAAAGUGGUGGUAUUCUUUUGAAAGGACAAGUUUCGAGAAAGGAUUUAACAGAUGUGAUGAUGACAUAAUCUAAAGUAAAUAAUGACGAGGUAAAAAAAUCAGAUUUGAUUGAUGGUAGAAUUUAUAAGGCAUUUUGUGUUUUAAUGCCAGGAUAAGCUUUUUCAGUUUUCACAGAAAAGAAGUGUACAUUUUUGCACUUUGCUGAAGACUGUGAAGAAAUUAGGUUUAUGAUUAGUCAUAUGGACUACAAUGUUGGCAUUAAUUAGUAAACACCUCAUACUCUUAACAUAUUUAGUCCUGUAGCUGUUUCUGGAUCUCAUAAUAAGAGAAACAGUUUUUAAGCUCCCCACUUAAGUAGAUUUGCAGGUAGACAUACUUUUAAUAAUUUAGAAGUAGUUGUGCAAGGUAGUGAAAAUAAAAUAAAUUCAGGAUAAUAAAUAGAAUUGCAAAAGAUGAAAUCUAAAUCAUACUUAAACGACUAACAAAUAAAGAGUGUAAAGAGUGAUGAUGAAGAAUCAGAUGAUAAUAAAGAAAAGUGA
Messenger RNA from Tetrahymena thermophila SB210, 3432 nucleotides. Its product is annotated as sodium/hydrogen exchanger family protein. Gene Ontology annotation, molecular function: sodium:proton antiporter activity. The transcript has 10 exons. Gene Ontology annotation, cellular component: membrane. The record is from RefSeq and is a predicted model, not a curated record. Gene Ontology annotation, biological process: proton transmembrane transport. Lineage: Eukaryota; Ciliophora; Oligohymenophorea; Hymenostomatida; Tetrahymenidae.